CGAGAGCGGCACGGAUUUAGUGAGCCUCGCGCCGCCGUCGCGUGCGGGUGUACCUCGCGUGCAUGCCCUACACUCUCUCCAUCCCUCUCUCCCAAAUCCUAAGUGCUGCCCGUGCGAAAGGAACACUAGUGGAAAAAUAUAAAACUAGAUAAAUUCCGAUGUGACGGGAGGGCUCACCGUGAGCGAUGUAAGCCGAUAGCCAAGUGCUGCCAACAUGUGCUCCUGGGUCGUGACAGCCCUCAUCAUCCUCUAUGCUAUGGGUGGCGAUGGUCAGGAGCACGGGCCGGUGUUCCUGAUGGAGCCGCCUCCGCGGCUAGUGUUCUCGAACAGCACGGGGGCGCGCGUGUCGUGCGCCGCGCAUGGCUUCCCGCCACCCCAGCUCGCCUGGCAGCAGCCCGACGGGGCCCAGCUCGACGACGUCCCUGGACUCAGACAAGUGCUGGACAACGGAACGUUGGUGUUGCUGCCGUUCCCAGCAGCACAGUACCGGCCCGACGUACACGCGACCGUGUACCGCUGCCGCGCCCACAACGCACACGGUGCUAUACUCUCGCGUGAUAUGCGCACGCAAGCGGUGGUGUGGCAGGAGUGGCAAGUUCGCGUGACAUCCACACAGGCCGAAGCCGGAGGGCCAGCCUUACUCACUUGCGUCGUGCCGGCGGCGAUGCGAGAACAUGCAUCCGUCGCAGCCUGGUACAGGAACGACGCGGUACUGCCCGCAGCCGACCAUCUGUCGGGCUCCACACUGCUCGUGGGCGACGGAUGGAAGCUGAUAGUGCGCUCGGUGGGUGUGGAGGAUGCGCGCGCGCAGUACUCGUGUUCUGUCCUCGACUCCCUGACGGGCGAGCGGCGGCAGAGCGUUCCAGUCAGCAUCGAUGCCACCCCUAUGAGCGUGGCGUCGGCACCUCGCUCCAUCGUACACGGCCAGUGGGAGGCGAGCGUGAGGCGCGGCGGAGACGUCGCGCUGCCUUGCUUGGUGCAUGCUAGUCCGCCCGCUUCCAUCACGUGGUACCGGGAGACAGCCGGUGGGGUGCUCCGCGAGGUGCGCGACAACGAGGGCAGCGGCAGAUACAGUCGGACCCACGACGCGCUCGCCAUCAGGAGAGCGGAGAUAGCUGACGGCGGCCGAUGGGCGUGCCGCGCCGCCAAUCCACACGGCCACCUUACACUGCGACUGCAUUUAGCUGUACACGCACAUCUAACUGUGCAUGCUCAACCGCAUACACAAGUGGUAAACAGCGGUGGUACCGCUAUUAUCAACUGUACAUGGGGCGGCUGGCCAGCUCCGCGACUCGAGUGGCUUCACAAUGGUGUCCCAUUGGGAGCAGGAGUUGCUGGUGGUCGCGUCCGAGUUCAGAACAACGGGGAACAGCUCAUUAUCACCGCCGUCCAUCGAGCAGAUAAAGGAGUGUAUCAGUGCAUGGCUCGAAAUGAAAGGGAUUCGGCGCAGGCCAGUGCGGAAUUGAGGCUAGGAGACACAGCGCCCGAACUACAAUACACAUUCAUCGAGCAAGUCCUGAGACCAGGGCAGGUGGUGACGCUGAAGUGUUCCGCUGUUGGCUCGCCACCGCCACACUUCACCUGGAUGUUGGACGGGCAGCCCCUUAACACCAUAGCCAUGGGACCUAGAUUUAGUGUUGAACAAUUCGCGACAAAGGCGAACGACGUAAUCAGCUAUUUGAACAUCUCAGCGGUGACGUCAGAUGACGGCGGUCUCUACACGUGCAGGGCGGCCAACUCGCUUGGUGAAGUGGCACACACAUCCAGGCUUAACAUUUAUGGCCCACCUUACGUAAGAUCAUUGGCGCCCAUCAGAGCAGUCGCUGGUCGCGAACUGAUGCUCUACUGUCCAUAUUCUGGCUACCCCAUUAGUUCUGUUAAGUGGCAUAGAGAUGGAAAACCUGUCGAAUGGGAUAGCAGUGUAGACGGUGCUCUCAGAGUAGCGAGGGUCGAUCCUUCACACGCAGGCACCUACACCUGUCUGGUGAUGGGUGCUCACGGGGAAACAGCCAGGAGGGAGCUGCAGCUAGUAGUUAGCAACCCGCCAGAAAUAGAACCGUUUUCCUUCUCAGCGAAUCUGCAAGAAGGAAAACGGGCUCAGGUCAGCUGCAGCGUGACAUCGGGAGAUAUGCCGGUACACUUCACGUGGCUGAAGGACAACGCACCUAUACCCACCAGUUUACAGGUGGAAGAACGAGCUGCUGACUUUUUCAGCAAUCUCGUAUUCAAAGAGGUGUCAGCCCGUCACAGCGGGCUGUACACGUGCGUGGCUUCAAAUUCAGCUGCCAAAGUUAACUAUACGGCCGAGUUGGUGGUGAAAGUUUCACCAAAAUGGGUGGUGGAACCAAAGGACGAAGCGGUGCUGGCUGGAGAGCCCCUGGCGCUACACUGCCAGACCACUGGCUCACCACCACCGCAGAUCACGUGGUUGAAACAAAGAGGGUCAUCAUCUACAGAUUCCAUCCCUCUGAUCAACCUCGGUGGUCGCUUCCAGCAGCUGCCCAACGGGACGCUAUGGAUCGAAUCAGCGCUGCCGUAUGAUGAGGGCCACUACACAUGCAAGUCUGAGAACGGGGUUGCCCCGACGCUCUCUAAGAGUAUAGCAGUGGCUGUAAAUGAGCCGGCCCGGUUCGAAUUGACGUCGCACAAUAUGACGGCGCGGAGGGGCGCGGCCGCCACGCUCGCCUGUGACGUCCGCGGGGACAGCCCUAUACGGGUUACGUGGGCGCACAACAUGAACCACCUAGAUCUUAAUACUUAUAGGUUAAGUAUAUCCGAAGCAAAGACUGAUAGUGGUUUAAGGUCCCAAUUAUAUAUAAGCAGAGCAGACAGGGAAGACUCGGGUGUAUACAAGUGCCAAGCAGUUAACGCCUACGGUCAUAGUGACCAUUACAUUUAUCUUUCCGUCCAAGAAAAGCCCGAUACGCCCCACUCGCUAUCUGUAACCGAGAUCCUAAGUCGAGCGGUGCGGUUAUCCUGGAGUCAGGGGUUCGAUGGCAACUCGCCGCUGGUGGGCUACACGCUGCAGUACUGCGUGCUUAGCGCGCAAGGCGCCAUCCGAGUCAAUCAGUGGGACACCGCAACCAGUCUCAAUGUCUCCGUCCAUGGCACUCCGCAUACCACUGUCAUAUUGACAAAAAAAGGUGACAUCCAUUACGAAGCGUUGCUGAACACUCUGAAGCCUCACACAGCGUAUAUGAUUCGCAUCGCUGCCAUCAACCAAAUAGAUAGGAGUGCCUUCACUGAACCCGUUGUGGUUAAAACACAAGAAGAAGCACCGUCAGAAGCUCCCACGAACGUGCAAGUGACAGCAGGCGGAGCAGGCGAGCUGCACGUGUCGUGGCGACCGCCGCCCCGGGACGCCUGGCACGGGGAACUGCUCGGCUACUCUGUCACAUGCACUGAACUGAACCCACCUGGUGCACCUCACAGGAACGUCACUAGAACUUUAACAGUAAACGGGUGGUCGGCAACCGAGCUCAACUUAUCAGCCCUAAGGAAGUUUACUCGAUACGAGGUGCGUGUGAGAGCGUUCAACGGAGUCGCAGCCGGACCGGCCUCCGCGCCUGUGUCAGCCACCACUUUAGAAGGAGUUCCCGAGUCACACCCGAUGACAGUAUCCUGCUUUCCUCUCUCAUCUUCGAGUAUGAAAGUGACUUGGAACCCACCCCCGAUUGGUCAGCAUGGUGGUCUUAUACAGGGAUACAAAGUGAUCUAUUCUCCUUUUACUUCAGACCAAGCAGAUGUGGGGGAGAUCAAACGAGUCACAACGACUGACACUUACCUACACACCCUGAGGAAGUAUACCAAUUAUUCCAUCCAAGUACUAGCGUUCACCAACGCCGGAGACGGCAAGAGAAGUCCUCCAGUUUUCUGCAUGACAGAGGAAGAUGUACCAUCAGCUCCCGAGAAAAUCAAAGCAUUAGCGUACUCCAGUGAUACGGUAUUAGUUAGCUGGCUCCCUCCAGUACACCCUAAUGGGAUCAUAACCCAUUACACUGUAUACUACAGAGAAGCGGGAAGGUUAGGUAAACACUCGAGUUUCACGGUAACAGCAGACAAGAAGGCCGAUAUAGAACUUAUGUUUCAAGUUAGAAACCUAAUGGAGACACAGCUCUAUGAGUUCUGGGUGUCAGCCACCACCGGCUCGGGGGAAGGCGAGUCCACGCUUGUCGUGGGGCAAGGACCUGCUUCAAGGAUCCCGGCGCGGAUCGCGUCGUUCGGGCGCGCGGUGCGCGUGGCGCGCGGGCGCGGCGCGCUGCUGCGCUGCUCGUGCGUGGGCGCGCCGCCGCCGCGCUCGCGCUGGGCGCACGCGCGCGCGCCAGUCACGCACCACGCCUACUACCAGGUCACGCACGCCGGACACCUGCGCCUGCGCGAAGUGAACGAACAAUCUUCGGGUAACUUCACAUGUACCGCCAGCAACACCAUCGGCGAGGACUCGAUAGUGUAUGUGGUGUCAGCGGUACUGCCACCAGGCGCGCCCACUCUUUCCCUGCAGUACACCACUGCUUCCAGUAUCAAACUCCAUUGGCAACUGCCUGGGGAUACCACCGAUCCUAUAUUAGGCUACAUCCUCCAACACAAACAAGGUUCUGAAACUGAUUGGCAUACCGUAGAGUUAUCUCCAGAUGUUACUUCUUACAUUAUGGACAUGCUUAAGUGCGGCACCACAUACAACGCAAAGAUUCAGGCGAGAAAUAAAGUCUCUAUAGGCCCUCCUUCUGAAGUACUGACUGCAACCACUAGAGGUGGACGACCAAAGCCUCCCAAGCCAGAAGAUCAUGUACAUAUGAACUCAACAGCGAUAAAAAUAAACUUCUACGCGUGGCGAGACGGCGGCUGCCCUAUACUGGGGUUCAGGGUUUCGUACAGAAGAGCAGGCACCGAACAUUGGAUCAAGGUGGGUGACGGGUUGAGUACAGCCAGCCACGUGGUAGGGGAUCUGACCCCAGCCACAUGGUACGAGCUUGCCGUCGAAGCGUACAGUGACGCAGGCGUCGAACGUGUCACUUUACGAGUGGAUACACACACGCUUGCUGGAGGGCGCAUCCCGCCGGCAGCAGUAGGCGCGGGCGCGGGUGGCGGCGGCGCGUGGCCGGGCGCGGGUGCGGCGCGCGGCGCUUCCCUGCGCGCCGUGCUGGUGUCGUGCGGCGCGGCCGCCGCGCUCGUGCUGGCCGCGCUCACCGCGCUGCUGUGCCUGCUGCACACCAAGCGCAAAUUUUUAUGUGUCUCAAGUGACCACUACAUGCGGGACGAUAGAAAGUUAAGUGAGAGCAACGAGGCGGAACGAGAGAAACUUAGAGAAGGACAGAAACUGUAUUCGUCUUCGUCGAUCAAUGGAAACGAAAAGUCAAAUGAUGACUCUUCAGCGGAACUGUACGAGAUUAGUCCGUACGCGACGUUCGGCGUGUCGGCGGCGCACUCGCUGCAGUUCCGCACGCUGGCGCGCCGCGACGACGACGCCGCGCCGCCGCACCGCCGCCGCCACCGCGCCUGCGACCACUACCGAUACGAUGAAUCGAGCCUGUCUAAAUCCUCGACAGUGGAGGCGCGGCACCGCAUGCGCGCCGCGUGCGCGGCCGCCGGCGGCUGGCGGGACGCGCACACCGACUCCGACGACAACAGCGACAGUGCUGCCAACACCACCACUAAAGGUUCAGGUGGAUCGCCGUGUGGUAGUACGUACGGCAGCGGGCGACGUAGCGCGCGCACCACCAGCAGUGGUGGCCUAAACGGGAGUGAUGGACUCUCGGGAACCUUUGGGCCUGUUCCAGCAGAUAUAUCUUCUUUAAUUGAUAAAUACCAACAGCGUAAAGAACAAGAACGUCGGGAAUGUACUAUUCACGUGUAACAUCCCAUGGUCCAUUGUAAAUCAAUCUUUUAUUUUAAUCCAAAUAAAGCUAAUGCGUUGCCCAAAGAAUUUCUACUAUUUAACUUUCUAUAAAAUCAUCCCUCCAUUUCAUAUAUUUCUUAAAAUAAUGCCAGGCCAUAAUUGUAUAAUAAAAUCGGGCUUAAAUCGUUGUGUGAUCAAGUCACAACAUGUGACACCCCAAUUAUUUAAUGUUAUAAAAAAAAAUAUUGUUAUGUAAAUUAUAUAAUGUGAUUUAUCUGAAUACUGUUGAUAUGAACAGUUUAGAUUUUUAAAAUUGCAGAUUAUUUGAAUUUGUAAAUAAAUAGUUUUAAUGUAUAGUUAUUUACUAAUAAGAUAUUUAAUUGCUGUGAGACUGUUAUUUAACGAUGUAAAGUUUUAUUACAAAAGGACUAUGCUCACUAUAAUCGAAAUAUAUUUUUAAAUGUAUAAAUCGACAUAGUUGACUCCAUGAUUUUAUAAUAGUAAUUAUAAUAUUAACACAGUGCGGUUUCAGAGGAGCUUCCUCCCGCGAACACUCAGGUCGUAGAAUAAUUUUCCUGUCAAGAUUUUCCCAAGAGACUAGAGGCAACUUCAAAAAGGGUGUAAUAAGGUUUCUUAAGAGUUGGCAACGCGCGCGUGAUGCCUCUGGUGUUUUAGGCAUCUAUAGGCUACUGUAACACCGUUUACCAUCACACAGACCAUAUGCUUGUUUACCACCAUUGUAGUAUAUAAAUUUAUAUUAUUAUUAUAUUAUGAACAUAAGCUUCACUCAUAAGAGGGGUUAAGAAUACAAUAAUUCCUAUUUCUAUAUAAUCUCUUUAUUUAACCAAUUGAUGUCUAUUACUUUUAAAUUCUGAAAAAACAGUACUGAAGGCUUACCAUGAAAUGUUUUCCGAAAUUUCGGAGCCAAACGAAACACAAAUUUGAUGUUAAAAUUUGAUAAUACAAUCCGUUUGGAAAUAUUAAAAAUGUUAAAAAAUUGUUCCUUUGGACCUUUAUGAUAGGAUGUAUGACGAACGAAAUGUUAAACUCCAUUUAUUGAUCCGAUUUUGGUAUAAACAAAAACACGAAAUUGAGUCCGAAAUUUCGGAAUUUCAUUUCAUGGUAGACCCGCUGUUUAAAUUGGACUAAUUAAUACCUAUACAAUUAUAUAAUUUUUAAUAUUAGAAAAUAGAAUGAAUUAGAAAGAAAAAUUUGUUUAGCCAUUUUAAUGUAAUCACAUAAUAGGAAAACAUUGUGUAUUAUAAUUUUUAUUAUUAUACAUUUCGUAGAAGUAAUAAUCUUACAGCAAGUUACCAUGAUAUUAAAUGUGCAUCUGGUAUCAACAGUAACUGUUAAAUUACCCCAAAAGAUGAAUUAUGUUCAGAUAAUAUUCAGAUGCAUAUUUCAUAAGAAAUAAUUAAGUUAAAUGUAAUUUAAGUCUAGAUCUAAGUAAGGUUAAAUGCCUGUUCCAAACCGCAAAAGAUACAUAUCAUUAAAAUAGACUGCCAAUAUUUAAGUGAUUCGUAAUUCUUUUUACUGUAUUGUUGAUUAUUAUAGUUAAAUAGAUAAUAAUAUACACUAUUGUAUAAAAAUCUUUCUAUAUACAUGUUGUGUAAUAAUAAAAUUAUUAAUAAUAGAACGAAGAAAGAAAAUAAAGAUGUGUGUUGUGGUAUGCAGUUUUAUU
Messenger RNA from Galleria mellonella (greater wax moth), 7520 nucleotides. RefSeq names its product cell adhesion molecule Dscam2 (gene Dscam3). Gene Ontology annotation, biological process: cell-cell adhesion; axon guidance. Lineage: Eukaryota; Metazoa; Arthropoda; Insecta; Lepidoptera; Pyralidae. Bases 215 to 5854 code for a protein of 1879 amino acids. Gene Ontology annotation, cellular component: axon; plasma membrane. Gene Ontology annotation, molecular function: protein binding. The record is from RefSeq and is a predicted model, not a curated record. The transcript is spliced from 39 exons.